Camelus dromedarius (Arabian camel) is the source of this 1508-nucleotide messenger RNA. It is a transcript of the gene MSX2, whose product is annotated as msh homeobox 2. The record is from RefSeq and is a predicted model, not a curated record. Gene Ontology annotation, cellular component: nucleus. Gene Ontology annotation, biological process: regulation of transcription by RNA polymerase II; embryonic morphogenesis. Bases 109 to 912 code for a protein of 267 amino acids. The transcript is spliced from 2 exons. NCBI's taxonomy places the organism in Eukaryota, Metazoa, Chordata, Mammalia, Artiodactyla, Camelidae. Gene Ontology annotation, molecular function: RNA polymerase II transcription regulatory region sequence-specific DNA binding; DNA-binding transcription factor activity, RNA polymerase II-specific.
GCACGGCUCCCGGCGCGCCCCUCCCGUCUCCCCCCAAAAAAGUUUGAGUCGCAGCUGCCGGGUAGCCAGCGGAGUCGCGCGCCGGGAGCUACGUGGGGCAGAGAAGUCAUGGCUUCUCCGUCCAAAGGCAGUGACCUGUUUUCUUCUGAUGAGGAGGGCCCGGCGAUGGUGGCCGGGCCGGGCCCGGGGCCUGGGGGCGCCGAAGGGGCCGCGGAGGAGCGCCGCGUCAAGGUCUCCAGCCUGCCCUUCAGCGUGGAGGCGCUCAUGUCGGACAAGAAGCCGCCCAAGGAGGCGUCCCCACUGCCAGCCGAAAGCGUCUCCGCUGGGGCCACCCUGCGGCCACUGCUGCUGCCCGGACACGGCGCCCGGGAGGCGCACAGCCCUGGGCCGCUGGUCAAGCCCUUUGAGACCGCCUCGGUCAAGUCGGAAAACUCAGAAGACGGAGCGGCGUGGAUGCAGGAACCCGGCAGAUAUUCGCCACCGCCAAGACACAUGAGCCCGACCACCUGCACCCUGCGGAAACACAAGACCAAUCGGAAGCCCCGCACGCCCUUCACCACGUCCCAGCUCCUCGCUCUGGAGCGCAAGUUCCGCCAGAAACAGUACCUCUCCAUCGCAGAGCGCGCAGAAUUCUCCAGCUCUCUGAACCUCACAGAGACCCAGGUCAAAAUCUGGUUCCAGAAUCGAAGGGCCAAGGCGAAAAGACUGCAGGAGGCAGAACUGGAAAAGCUGAAAAUGGCUGCAAAACCCAUGCUGCCCUCGGGCUUCAGCCUCCCUUUCCCCAUCAACUCGCCCCUGCAAGCAGCAUCCUUAUAUGGAGCAUCCUAUCCUUUCCAUAGACCUGUUCUCCCCAUCCCGCCCGUGGGACUCUAUGCGACUCCAGUGGGAUAUGGCAUGUACCAUCUAUCCUAAGGAAGACCAGCUCAAUAGACUCCGUGAUGGAUGUUUGUUUAAACACCUUCCCCCUCCCUCUCCAAGAAGACAGUCUCACGCCAGCCCUCUGCUCUGCAAACCUUGUAUGCACCACCCUCCGCGCCUAGGUCGACAGGGCCACAGACAUAGUGCAAAUCGGUUCUUUAGACUGGAGACACCAAAGCCCCGUUUUCUUGGUGUCAUCUUCCAGACACUCCCUUCUCCUUUCACAAAGAUUGGCUCUGAUGGUUUUUAUAUAUAAGUCUAUAUAUAAUAAAAUAUAAUACAUUUUUAUACAGCAGAUGUAAAAAUCAAAUUAUUUUGAAAAGCAAAAUUUAUAUACAUAUAGAUCUCCUUUUUUUCUCUAUAUCACCUUCCUAAAAAGAGACUGCUUAAGUCUGUUUUUUCUUUUAGGGGGAGACAACUUAUUGGCUAAUUUUGCUGAAAUUGGGUGAUUUGAAUAGAAGGACUAACUUUUGCUUAUGGAAAACAAACCUGAGAAUCAGACACUGUGCAUCAGUAGGGAGCCCUCCAAGGGACGGGACUCGCCAUGGUUUUGCAUUUUUUACAUGCAUUAAAAAACUCAUUAGAUACGA